Molecule: messenger RNA, 4458 nt
Organism: Xenopus tropicalis (tropical clawed frog)
Lineage: Eukaryota; Metazoa; Chordata; Amphibia; Anura; Pipidae
Gene: shisa6
Product: shisa family member 6
Exons: 12
Coding region: 779-2542 (587 amino acids)
Cellular component (GO): membrane
Source: RefSeq, a predicted model, not a curated record
AGGUUGUUAUAUGUCUGUGCUGCCUCAGCUGCAGGUAAUCUGGUAAUCAGCUGUGGGACUAGGGUUUCCCCACUCCUUACCUGACCAAUACAGGCGGCAGAACCAGGGAUGUCUAAAAGAAUUCCAGGAAAUGGUUCCUUUGCUCGGCACAGUCAGCAAUAUAUCCUUGUUCUCUGUACUUCUCAUGGAUAGAACCGGACUCACCUGGGAAUCUUCUAAUAGGCCAGAAAGGAAAUCCACAUAAGUAGCCGGAGCCCUGACCUUCCUGCUCCGCUGCUUGGAAAGUAAAUAUGCUCUAAACCCACACCCACUCACUUCCCAACUGGAGCCGGAGAGGGAAGGAGAAGCCAACGCGCUCGAGAGCCUUUCGCUGCUGAUUGACGGAGACCCGGUUCUAGAGAGAAAUAGCAGCAGAACAAUCCCGGAUAAUCAGCGGAGAAGUGAGGGAACGUAUCAGAGAACACGUGGCACUUGGUAAGGACGUGAUCUGCAGGAGUCACCAUGAUAGCCAGUCACAGGGCUUUGCACCCAGCGCGCUGCUUUUGGGGUUCUACGGUGGAAUGCGUCUCCGUCGGGCAGGCUGAGGGGCAAACCGAAAGGCGUUCCAACAUGUCUUCUCUGGAUUAGUGGCUCUCGUCAGGCUGGAAGGGCCAAUGGAUGGAAGGUUGCACUGAUAGCCAUCACCUUUUAGUUGGUUGAGCCAUAAAAGAUUUGAAAAGAAGAAGAGAACUGACCCCCGUAGUAGAGGUUUGGCCACCAUCCUGGAUAUCAGUUGACCAUGAGGUGGCAUCUCUUGCUGCUUCUUGUGAUCUGCCUAGAUCUUGUAGGCUUCCUGGACCAUUGUGAAGCUGCGGCAAAGACGAAAGGUAACAAAAAUGCAGGACCUGCCAAAAAAACUGCCAACCCCCCCAAAGGGAAGGACGCCAACAAUACAGCCGUGCCUCCGGUGGUCACCACCAGAAGGGUGAAAGCUCCCGUCGCCGUCGCCUAUGACAAAUGCAUGGGCUACUACGAUGUCAGCGGCCAGUGGGACAAAGAGUUCGACUGUAACCACACCGCGUACCGGUACUGCUGUGGGACAUGCUCAUUCCGAUUCUGCUGUGAUACAAAAAGCAAGAGGCUGGAUCAGGUGUCGUGCAAGAAGCCCGUAUGGACGGCCACCACCAGCACCAAUGUCAUCGACUUGGUGGAGGUGGACGCUUACGACCCUCUCAACGACAAGACCAACACAACUGUAUACAUCACCUGCGGGGUCAUCGCUUUCAUUUUCAUCGUGGGGGUCUGUGCCAAAAUAGCCUACGACAAGGCGAGAGGUCCUCCCCGGGAAAUGAACAUACACAGGGCUUUGGCGGAUAUUUUGAUACAACAAGGGCCGAUCCCCAUACCGCACUGCGAGAGAGAGGCCAUUUCCGCCGUCGAUAACUCCCCCAAGGAGAACACGCCCGUCAGGACCUCAAAAAAUCACUACACGCCAGUUAGGACUUCUAAGGCCAACCACGGAACAGCCUCGCGGCGUUUCUCCGACGUUCCCACGAGCAUGGAGCCGCCGGGCCACCUCAACACCAUAGCAGGACAUUACACGAAGGAUAUAUAUCGGAGCGGGGGUCCUGAUCUUCACAAUUUUAUCUCCUCUGGCUUUGUGACUUUAGGACGAGGACAUCUCAAGGCCGGACCCCAAAACUUCACCCACUGGAGCCCCGACGUCAUCAGAAGCUGCAAGAGAGAAAAGCGGAAGAAUCAGGAAGGAGCGGGGGAUCACCAGCAAAACUACAAUCACCUUGUUCUGAACAGUUCGUCCCAGACCCCCACUAACGAGAAACCUCGGAUGAACAACAUCCUGACCUCUGCCACCGAGCCAUACGACCUGUCCUUCUCCAGAUCGUUCCAGAACCUCUCCCAUCUCCCCCCCUCCUACGAGUCGGCCGUCAAGACCAAUCCAAGUAAAUAUUCUUCCCUGAAGAAAUUGACCGAUAAAGAGGCCGAUGAAUAUUACAUGAGGAGACGGCAUCUUCCCGAUCUGGCAGCCAGGGGGACCCUUCCCCUUAACGUUAUUAAGAUGACUCAGGAUCAGCCCAACUACCGCGAGCGGCCAAGACGGCCCGUGCGUGCAAUGUCUCAGGACAGGGUUCUGUCUCCUGAAAGGAACAUGCCUGAGGAAGGAUACGGGAUGCCCUACGACCGAAUCCUUUCAGACGAGCAGCUCUUAUCUGCCGAACGCCUUCAUUCCCAAGAUCCUCUGCUUUCACCCGACAAGGCGAUGACGCUUAAGAGGUCGGAUUUUCAAGAAAAAUCCAUGUCAAGAGCCAUCUCCCAAACCGAUGUCUUUGUUUCGACUCCCGUCCUGGAUCGCUAUAGGAUGACAAAGAUGCACUCUCAUCCCAGUGCCUCAAAUAACUUGUAUAAUACAUUGGGGGUGAACCAAACGGCGGCCAAGCGGCAGGCCUUCGCGUCCCGCCGGCACAACACGGUGGAGCAGCUCCAUUAUAUUCCAGGACACCACCAACAGUACCGCACAGCCAGCAAAACAGAAGUGACUGUUUGAUAGGACAUUGCGGACAUAGACUCAAGAAGUCCCUGGACAACACAUGCCAGUGGCCUUGUAGGCCAAGAAGACCUCUUAUGUCCCAUUGGUCAUUCCACGUUCAUUCCUUAUUGUAUUUUUAUUAUCGAAAGAGAACCCCCCAUGGGAUUUUUUGAAGAGAACGCCUUCACCGGUCAUAAAUCGGACAAUAAAAAAGGCUCAGAUGUUUUUGUUUUUUUUAACCCUUAUCAUUCAAGGGCUCUACCUGCAUUGACUGUUGUUGGUCUGAGCAGUAAAUACCAACCGGCUACAGAACAAAAAAAUCCAUUCCUUGCAGGUUACUACAGAAAAAAACACAAGUGCCCAGAAGAAGUUCACGUUCAUCAACAGUAACAUUUAGCCGAAAACCUUCAAACUCUCAAUGGCCUCUGGACAAAACCUGGAGCCCACCUCCCACCCAUGUCAACUCUUUGAUUAUUUAUGUCUCUUAGCAUUUCUUUUUUUUUUCUUUACCCAAAGGAGACCCUGUACUAUCAGCAUUUUUCCCUCGGAGGUCCUAAACGCUCAACGUUGUGGUCAAGGUGGUCAACGUAGGGUCCGCGUGAGAAAAGAAAAUAUACUAGUGCCUAUUAAUCGUCUUUAAUGUAGGAAUUAGUGUGUGUUUCUCAAUAAGCACAAUACUACUGAUCCAUCUCGUCGUACUUUUGCUCCGUUUUUACAGAAACCUGAGUUGUAAAUAGACGUUGUUAGUAAAUAGGGAAACACAAAGAGUUCUCAAUGUUGCAGAGAAGCUUGUUGCCAAUAUACAAACAAGUCACGUGAUGCCAUGUUGCACAUACUAUACGCCAUCCAUCCUUGCAGCCAUUUCAUAUUAGCUUUUUAUAUUUUGCUCCAUAUUUGCCACCCCUAGUGCAGAAGAACCCUAUCAAAUGCCUCUGUCGGAGGUCUGGAUCGAAGGGAUCUUUGCCCCCACCACUCAGAUCUAGGACUUGUUUUGCAGUUGUCACCUUUCUAUUACCCUCAUUCAUGGUUCUCUCAAGCUUUAGUGAUGGCCCAACCAUUGCUAGUUGCACCUACUCCUACGUACAAGUCGUACCUGUAAGCCCCUCCUACAUACAAGUCACAUGUAAGUCCCUCCUACAUACAAGUCGUAGUUUUUCAUCACAUGGACCUAUCUUGUUUGACAUGGAUUCAUUUUCGAUCUUUGUUACUGUGAGAUGAGUUGAGCCCCCAAAUCCAUGCUGUGUUUGAUAGUUCUAUGUUCCGGAUUGUUACUGAUACAUAUAGUUGUAAAUUCCUGUCUGAAGAACGUAGUUGGAAUUUCCAAAAAUGCUUCUUCCUUGACCGGACAUCUGUUUCUCAGGUGAGUAAUGUUCGUUAAGUAUUUACCCAGGACUUUCAAAACCAAAAAAAAAAUAUUUGCCAUGGGUCAUCUGUAGACCUCUUGUGUCGUAUAUAUAUAUCUAUAUAUUGAGCUUUAUAUAGUGGAACUACUCACUGAGCAGAGGCAGGGCUUGGUGUAACUGUCAUCUAGUUCUAAGAUAGUGGACAUAUUGGACACGUAGGUCAUUCUGUCCUGGGGAGUCAAGUCGUUUGUGCUGCUGGAGGUUGGGCGGCCCAUUGAGUGUUUUGUUCGGUUCUUGUCCAUAAACGAUAUCCGCCCUUCUGAUACCUUACUCAGCGUGAUGUAGUGAAUAUUGUUUGGUGCUGUGCUUAUCUCAGUAAGUGUAAGCCCUGGCGUUGAGUAUCUGCUACAUGAACUACAGCCCAACCCCAAGUAAUGGUGACUAGUGAUGGGCGAAAUGUUUCGGCAGGCAUGGAUUCGCUACAAAUUUCAGCGUUUCUCCGUUGGUGGAUUGUUUAGCGAAACGGAUGAAAAAAUUUGCAGUGCGUCCAAAAAUUGUCGCAAAAAUAGUCACGCAUCCAAAAAUUGUCAA